Molecule: messenger RNA, 858 nt
Organism: Fragaria vesca subsp. vesca
Lineage: Eukaryota; Viridiplantae; Streptophyta; Magnoliopsida; Rosales; Rosaceae
Product: RING-H2 finger protein ATL80-like
Exons: 1
Coding region: 108-734 (208 amino acids)
Source: RefSeq, a predicted model, not a curated record
UAAACACCCAGAACUUAAAAAACCCACACCCACUUUCUCUCCCUUCAGCUUCUUCUUCUUAUUCUUGUCCUCUGUUCAAAAAAACGACAUUGGAUUUGCUGUCGUAUAUGACCCAUAUGCCUCGCUCACAGAGAUUCCUCACCACAGCCAACUACACCGCCGCAGCGCCGCCUCCCGAAGCCAUGGCCUUGGAGUCCGACUUCGUCGUCAUCCUGGCAGCUCUCUUAUGCGCCGUCAUAUGCGUCGUGGGGUUAUUAGCCGUGGCCCGCUGCGCGUGGCUGCGACGCGCCCCGGUUCCCGGCGGCCAGUCCCAGGCCUCUUCAGCUGCCAACAAGGGCCUGAAGAAGAAGGUGCUCCAGCAGCUACCCAAGUUCACCUACGGCGACGGAGGACCGGCGGCGCCGCCGAAGAUGGGGUCGGAGUGCGCCAUAUGCCUCGGCGAGUUCGCGGAGGGCGACGAGAUUAGAGCUCUGCCGCAGUGCGGCCAUGUCUUCCACGUCGGAUGCAUCGACACGUGGCUCGGCUCGCACUCGUCGUGUCCGUCGUGCCGGCAGGUCCUGGUGGUGGCGCGUUGUCACAAGUGCGGCAACUUCCCCGCCAUUCCUGAAUCUGAGCCUAAAACUCGGCUGGAUCAUAUUUACCAUUCUGCCCCUCCACCACCACCCUCCACCGCCUCAACUACCACUUGUAGCAACAGCUUCAGUAACAGUAAUAGUUUUGUUUUCUUACCCUAAGAAUCCCCCAAAUCUAAACCCAACCCACCUCUUCUUUCUUCUUCCUCAUAUCAAUCUCUGCUUUGCUGUACUCGAUUUGUGUAUAGACAAUCAUCAAUGGAAAUUUGUGUUUAUUUUCACCGCU